GUUUCUGUGAUAUAAUAUUCUGGUUAGAAAGUGCACGUAUUUGGAUAGGGAUACUGAGAGCGCAUCAUCUAAAUCUAGAUUGCCGACAAGGCUGCAUCGCACAGGCCUUGUCGUUGCUUCUAUAGACAUCGAUGUCGAGAAAUGCUGCAUGGAGUCCUCUGUCUAUCAGAUGAGGCGCAACUUCUAUCGAGAUGAUCAGUUUGAAAAACGUCAGUACGGCGACUCUCAGUAUGAUGAUAGUCAGUAUGGAAGACCUCAGUACAGGGACACACAGUAUGAUGAUCAUCAGGAUGGAAGUCCUCAAUACAGGGACAUACAGUAUGAUGAUCAUCAGUAUGACGGUCAGUAUGAAAAUCAUCAGCACAAGGACACACAGUAUGAUGCUCAGUAUGAAGAUGGCCCUUCAUCAAAUCGACAGGCUACGUUUGUGGAGCUCCUCAGGAAACAGAGUGAUGUCAUUGAUAAACUUACCGAUCGUGUAAGCAACGUAGGAAUGGGACAGCCUGGUGGCUAUGACUACGAGUAUAAGGAGGUAUAUGAGGAACCCUACAGCUAUGAGUAUGAGACCUAUGACAACUCUGUCUUUGAAGAUCCUUACUACAGUGAAGGGAUGGGCCCAGGACCUAUGAGAGUCGGCGGAAGGGGCAUAGGGCCAUGA
Molecule: messenger RNA, 658 nt
Organism: Haliotis rubra (blacklip abalone)
Lineage: Eukaryota; Metazoa; Mollusca; Gastropoda; Lepetellida; Haliotidae
Exons: 2
Coding region: 149-658 (169 amino acids)
Source: RefSeq, a predicted model, not a curated record